AUGGGCACCAAUGGAGCAAGCGGGAUGGGCGCUGGUGCACACGAUCAGACCGGCAUGAUGGGCGGCAACAAUCCCAGCCAUCCCCCGACUACCGAGUACACUCUCCAGGGUGUUAUGCGCUUUCUCCAGUCGGAAUGGCAUCGCCACGAGCGCGAGCGCAAUGCCUGGGAAAUCGAGAGGCAGGAGAUGAAACACAGGAUAGCCCAGCUUGAGGGCCAGGCACGGAGGGCAGAUGCGACUCAGCGGGCACUCAAGAAGUAUGUCGCUAUUCUUGAAAAGAAGGUCAAGGAGCAGGCCGCCUUAUUGAAGUCUGGGAAGGCCCCUGAGCCGGAGCCCAACCCUGAUCGUGCUGUUCUACUGCGGGAGAAGUUACGCCCCUCUGCAGAAAAGCUUGCUACUGGCACCUCAGAUCCUGCCUCUCUUGAAGCUGCCCUCGCAGAUGAAGAGGCCUCGCGCAAGGAGCUCAAGGAGUUCUUGGAUCAGUGUCAGGCCGAGUUUACCUACUUGAUGAUCACGCCCGCGAACCCGCCCCCCCCCAAAGGAUCUCCUCCUCUGCCGGUGCUCGAGGAUUUCCGAGAAACCGAAGGCUUCGGUCAGCAAAUCCUCGAUCCGCAGCAACAACAGCAACAGCACUAUCAGCAACAGAACAUGCAGCCGCAGCAGAACCAUAUUCGUGAGUUUGGCCAGAAUAGGGCAGCACCAAUUCCAACCAACCAGUCGCCUGCGCCGCCAGGUCCUGGCAAUUUCCAUGUCAAGCACCAAGAUCCUCAAUCUGUAUCCAUGACACGUAGUCAUUCUGAGCAUCCUUCUUCAAGUUACGGCACUACGGCUGAGUGGGCAGCCCAGAUGCAGAUGCAGGCACCUGCACCCGGGAAGCCGAUGCCGGAACCUCUCCACGAGCUGCCUAGUCAGCUCACCAAGCAUCACGGUAGGGGAGAGGAGAAAGGCCCCGCCUCUGCUACCGACAAGCGUGCCCCUGAGACGGACAGUUGGGAUUUCAACGACUCUAGCUUCCCGGAAACAGCUGCUCCACAACCCCAUCAACAAGUGUCGUCUCGUCCAGAUACGGAUGUUUUCCCUGCAGCCGACAGCAUUCCCAAGUCGCCCAGCCGCGGAUCUCUACCGCAUCGCAGGAAGAACUCGAGCUCAUCGCGCAGACGCAGUAGUGAGCACGACCUGUCCCUCCUUCCUCUCUCCUCCAAGCCAGAGAGCACUGCUUUCAAGCUCAAGUUCCAUUUGCGAGGCCACCUCGAUACGAUUCGGACUGUCAUCUUCUCCGGCGGCGGCAGUCCUGGAGAGCCCGAGAUAUGCACGGGCGGCGACGAUGGCAUGAUCAAACGCUUCCAUAUCCCAGAUCGGCAUGGCAGCCACAUGGGAUCGGGAAGCUCAGAUUUCGACGUUACUGCCGACUUCACUCACCGCGGUCACACAGGUUCUGUGCUCUCUCUAGCUGCCUGGUCGCCAUCUCCCAACUUUUUGACAGGAGGUCGCGCGCAGGGUGAUGGCUGGAUCUUCUCCGGAGGCCAGGAUGCCACAAUUCGGGUCUGGGAACGCGGUCGUGUCGAUCCUAAGGCUACCAUCGACGGCCACACAGACGCGGUCUGGGCGCUUUGCAUCCUUCCUACGACCCUUGGUGCCAUUUUCGGCCAAUCCAGCACUUACGGCCCACCGGAUCGCAUCCUGCUUGUGUCUGGCGCAGCGGAUGGUACAGUGAAGGUCUGGGCCGUGACUGCUCCUCCCCAACUUACUUCGCCACAGCCGUCUACAGGGCGUCGGCCGGGAGGUCGCACUCGGGGCAAUUCUAUGAGUUCUGGCUCUGCCUUUCCGAGCUCUCCUCAGCCUACGACGGCGUCGACUACACCGUUCCAUUAUACACUCAUUCACACUAUCUUACGCCAGAACUCAACAGCAAGUCCCACAUGCAUCACCCCACUGAGCCCGAAUGGCGAGACAUUUGUUGUCAGCUACACCGAUGCUGCCAUCAUUGUCUACGACACACGCACGGGGGAGGAGAUUGGCAACAUGGCAAGCUUGGAGACGUACGACGGUUCCAUGGGUACAAGCGUGAAUGCAGUCGUCGCUACCACAGUUGGGCUUGACCAAACGCCACAUCAGGGCAUGAGUGAAGAGGACAGUGCAGGUGGCGGGCCGACAGGGAGCAGCCGUGCCAUGGCUGGAUCCGGGGUCGAGGGAGUCAUCAUUUCGGGCCAUGAGGACUACUAUAUCAGGUUUUUCGACGCUAAUAGCGGCCAAUGCACCUACAAUAUGGUCGCGCAUCCUGCGGCCAUUUCGAGUCUCUCACUAAGCCCCGACGGUCGUGAGCUCGUCAGCGCCGGCCAUGACGCCUCACUGAGGUUCUGGUCACUCGAGAAGCGGUCCUGCAUCCAGGAAAUCACCAGCCAUCGCGUCAUGCGCGGCGAAGGCAUCUGCACCGUUGUCUGGAGUCAGGAUGGCCGGUGGGUGGUAAGCGGCGGUGGCGAUGGGGUGGUCAAGGUAUUUGCGCGGUAG
This is a messenger RNA of Thermochaetoides thermophila DSM 1495, 2508 nucleotides long. RefSeq lists its product as uncharacterized. The record is from RefSeq and is a predicted model, not a curated record. Bases 1 to 2508 code for a protein of 835 amino acids. NCBI's taxonomy places the organism in Eukaryota, Fungi, Ascomycota, Sordariomycetes, Sordariales, Chaetomiaceae. Gene Ontology annotation, molecular function: protein binding. The transcript is spliced from 4 exons.